Molecule: messenger RNA, 3672 nt
Organism: Myotis davidii
Lineage: Eukaryota; Metazoa; Chordata; Mammalia; Chiroptera; Vespertilionidae
Gene: MEAK7
Product: TBC/LysM-associated domain containing 1
Exons: 8
Coding region: 895-2259 (454 amino acids)
Biological process (GO): TOR signaling
Source: RefSeq, a predicted model, not a curated record
GUGGUAUUUAAACACCAUGAUGAUGGCUCAUCCCCUAACCCAGUCGUAAACGAUCAGGCUGUUUCUUGGGCUCUUAGAAUAACUGACGGAAGAGGACGGGCCAGUCUUGGGUGGCGGCUUGAACUGCGCCCCUGGAGGGGACUAGGGGCAGCUGUGGUUAGAGAUAGUAAAGCCACGUGCAGGCUGGACCUUGAGCCAGGGCCCCGGUUUCCUCCUUGGCUCUUACACUGCUGAGAAACUUGAGGAGUGGAAGCAUUUAGAUCAGAUGGCCCGUGAGUGACAGCCCUACCCUGGGUUGCUAAGGCCUCGUUUGCAGCCUGCGUCUGCCAGUGCUCUGUCGUCCCUCCCUGGUGCCUCUGCUGGAGCCUUCCUGUUCGGGCUGGCGGCGCCCCCUGCCAGGAUGGCAGUGAUAAAAAAAUGAUGGAAAAGAUAACAAGAACGUUGGAGAGGAUACAGUGAAAUCGGAACAUUGUGCUUUGCUGCUGGGAACGGAGAAUGGAAAACAGUUAGGUGGUUCUUCAAAAGUUAAACAUCAGAUUACCAUAGGACCCAGCAACUCCACUCCAAAGUCUGUACCCCCAAAGCUUGAAAGCAGGGACUCAAACAAGUACCUGUGAAUAUUGCUGCUAAGAACAUGCAAGUACUAUAUCUAAAAGGAAGAAACAGCCUAAAAGUCCAUCAACAGAUGGAUGGAUAAACCAAACGUGCUGUCUCCACUCACUGGAAUAUUAUUCAGCCAUGAAAAAGGAACACAGUAACAGGAUGAGCCUCGAAAACACUCUGUUGAGUGGAAGAAGCCAGUCACAAAAGGACACACAUGUAUGAUUCCAUUAAAUGGGAAGUCCAGUGUAGGCAGAUCCCGUAGAGAGAGAAUCCUGCCAGCAAUAAGGCAAGAUGGGGAGCAGCGGGAGCCGCCUGGGGCAGAGUGUGCAUUCGCAGUUUCUUCCUGAGGAGCAGGCGGAGGUGGACCGGUUGUUCGAUGCCCUGUCAUCGGAGAAAAGCAGCGCGGCCUCGCCCAGAUCCUUUUCUCUGAAGGCACUCAAGAGCCACAUCGGGGAGGCGCUUCCCCCAGAGAUGGUCGCCAGGCUGUAUGACGGCAUGCGGGGGGUGGACCUGACGAAACCGGCGAAGGGGCCCAGCGAGAGCGUCUCCCAGGAGCAGUUCACAGUGUCGAUGUCCCACCUGCUGAAAGGGAGCUCCAGGGAGAAGAGUUUCAUGAUCCUGAAGAUGAUUUCUGCCACAGAUGGUCCCAUGAAAGCACGGGAAGUCCAAAAGUUUACAGAGGAUCUCGUCGGCUCCCUGGUGCACGUGCUGAGCCACAGGCAGGAGCUGAGAGGCUGGGCGCAGAAGGGCGCUCCCGGCCCCCCGCCCCGGGUGCAGGCUCUGGCUGUGCAGCUGCUCUCCGAGGUGAAGUUUGCAGACGGCGAGAAGCUGCUGGGGCCUGAGCAGCUGGACUAUGACUGUGACCCCGCGGUGAUCGAGGACUGGGUGUUCAGGGCCCACCUGGUGGCCACGUUCCUGAGUGUGGUCAUCCACAGGGGCUUUGGCCUGCACUGGCCCCUCGAUCUGUCCACGCUGGUCCCUGAGCGUCAGGUUGACCAGGGGCAGAAGUUUGAGAGCGUCCUGGACCUCCUGUCGGUCAUCUACGUCAACUCCCACCUGCCCAGGGAGCAGCAGCACCGCUGGCACCUACUCUUCUCGUCCGAGCUCCACGGCCACAGCUUCGCCCAGCUCUGUGGGCGCGUCCCACACCAGGGGCCCUCCGUGCUGCUCCUCGAGGACCUCGACGGCCACGUGUUUGGUGGGUUUGCCUCCUGCUCCUGGGAAAUCAAGCCUCAGUUUCAAGGGGACAACAGGUGCUUCCUGUUCUCCAUCUCCCCCAGCAUGGCCGUGUACACCUCCACGGGCUACAACAACCACUACAUGUACCUGAACCACGGGCAGCAGACCAUCCCAAACGGACUGGGCAUGGGAGGGCAGCAUCACUACUUCGGGCUGUGGGUCGACGUCGACUUCGGGAAAGGACACAGCAAGGCCAAGCCCACGUGCACCACGUACAGCAGCCCUCAGCUGUCCGCCCACGAGGACUUCCGGUUUGAGAAGAUGGAGGUGUGGGCGGUUGGAGACGCCUCCCAUUCCAAGCUGGCCAACAGCCACAAGAGCAUUCUGGAUGCGGACCCUGAGGCCCGGGCCCUGCUGGAGAUCAGUGGGCGGAGCCGCCACAGCGAAGGGUACCGGCAAGCCCCUGACCAGGAGUGAGGAGGAGCCUGGACUGAGGGGGCCCUGGAGCUGAGCGUGACCCCCUGGACAGAGCGCUCAGCCUGCAGACCUUCUCCCCAUCCUGCGGGUGCUUAGCUUUAACCUAGAGCUGCCUGUUCGUAUCCUGGACGUGCUGACUCAGGACACAGUCACCCCUCCGAUGCCAUACAUUGAUCAGUGGGUGUGACUCCCAGAAAUCCUGUGUGUCAAAUUAGCCACUUCAGUCUUGCACUUGGUAAAUUUUGUCUCACUGAAGUGCAAAGACACUGAGACACUUGAGACCUCGGUUGGAGUCAGCAUUUGAGGGGCAUGUGGGUUCUGUGCGUAGGGGAUUUGGCCCGCUCAGGGGUCACUUGGCCUCUGAACAGGCUGUCACAGUUAAAGUGCCUUGACAUUCCAUUUCGACUGGUAAAGGAGGCGUUUGCAUGGGAAUCGCGAUGCUUUUUUAUGUAUUAAUGGGGGGAAAUGGCCGAAGAUUUCGGAGACAGCAGCAGCCUGGGUCUGCAGUAGGUGUCUGUGAGGGUCCACUUCUGCCUUCUCAGCUGUUUUUAAAUGAGCCUGUGCCAUGAGCAAGUGGGAAAUGAGCGCGACAGAGAAGUUCCGUUCUGUUACUAAUCCAGUGUGGGGGCAUUUGGAGGCCCUGUGGCCUGUUUUAUAAAUUUGUGGUACCUUGGCAGCACUGGCCUGGGUUGCGGGCCUCCUGACACGCACCUGUCAGUCUCACCUCCCUGCCCAGUGCUGCUCCCACAGAGGAGGGCUGGCUCCUUUCAGACAAACCCCAUGACCCUGAAAUGCUAACGACCGCUUAGCUUAGGUGGGCUGGGCUUCCGAGCAGAGCUGCCAUCUCCCAGGCCUGAAAAAACUGUAAACACCCUAUGCAAACCCCCGCCUUCUUGGAGCUGUGGGUGCCCCUCUCAGACAUGUCACUGCAUCCUCGAGUCUUUUGCUCUGAACUUUGACCUUUUAGAAGAGCAUUUGCCCUGAUUAUAAGCCAUUGCAAACUGAGCCGUUUGCGUUUUGUAGGUUCUUCACUUUCUACCAGGAGGCUCAUCAAACUCUGCACUCAGCAGUGCCCUUGACUGAGCAGAAGGCCCUGCAGAUUAGCCUCCCAGAGAAAAGCACCCCUCAGACGGUGUGCGGAGGGGCAGCGGCGUGACACGCGCAGAUGCAGUCACGCUUGAUGUUCCUGAUAAAAAGCCAGUUUGUAAUGGCUUCUCCAGUACCUUGUGUGACUUCCUCACAGAUGGAUUAGCAGUUGCAGGACCCUGGGACCCUCAGACGUCCUCACCAUAAAUCUGAAGAAUUCGGUCUCAAAUCUUCAGUUUGUUGUGGAAUGUUCUUUUCUCUUUAUUUUUUAUAAAAUGCAAUUAAAUACCUCAUUAAUAAAAGGUCCAUUGGUGUCCGUACCUGGAG